Molecule: messenger RNA, 1035 nt
Organism: Monoraphidium neglectum
Lineage: Eukaryota; Viridiplantae; Chlorophyta; Chlorophyceae; Sphaeropleales; Selenastraceae
Exons: 4
Coding region: 1-1035 (344 amino acids)
Source: RefSeq, a predicted model, not a curated record
AUGAUUGACCGAUUCUUUGCGCAGGCAUCUGGCGAUGAUGAGUAUGAGGAGGAGUUUGAGGAUGAGUUUGAGGACGACCAAGGCGAUGAGGAGGCCGAGGGAGGGGCUUAUCCCAGUCCAGAUGGCGAGGAGGAUCCCGUAGAGGGCUCAGGGGACGACUCGGGCAGCAUCGACGUCGGCGGCGGCAAGGCAGGCAGCGGCAAAGCGCGGCGGCGGGUGAACCCCUUGGCGCUGCUGGGGAGCUUGCGACCGAGCAACUUAGCCAAGGCGCUGCAGGCGCAGCGGCAGAAUCUGCAGCGGCUGGUGUGGCGGCUGGAGGACGCGAGCGUUUUCACCGCCAAGUUCGCCUCCAGGGCACUGCUCAAGGCCGCCCGGCCAGCGCUCGUGUGGCUCAUCGUGUCUCGCGCCAUGCGCACGCUGGAGGUCUCUCGCGACCCCCACAUCCGCAUGCUGCGCCAGCCGGCCCACAAGCAAAUCGAUUACUAUUACAGCCAGCUGCUGGGCAAGGACUGGGAGAAGCAGCUGGAGCAGGACCUUCUUGAUGCCGUGCGCGAGGUGGACGAGGGCUACAUCACCGACGAGGUCGUGAAGGAGAAGCGCCGCCUGGCGGCCGUGAUGCUGCGCCGCAUGGAGGUGGAGGAGUGGGACAAGGAGCGCAUGCGCCACUUCUACUACGGCCUCUACGGCAUGGGCCCCUGGUACUGGGACAUGGAGGAGCGCCUGCACAACCCCUUCUUCACGGGGGCGCGCGGCUGGAACGGGCCCAUCGAGAGCUGGGUGGGCGAGAACCGCACGUACGGCGGCGACGCGGCGGCGGAGGACGUCGACUUCAGGGAGCUGGCGCUGGAGGCGAUCGGCAAGGCGCGCGGCCGCGGGGUCGGCGGCGCGGCGCGCGCGCGCGCACUGGCGCGCGAGGAGCUGCGGGGCGCGGACGCGGUGCUAGGCAGCAGGCUGUUUGAGGGCGUGGUGGACCGCGCGGCGGCGCGGGGGGCGCUGGAGGACGCGCAGGGGCGGCAGCACGCAGAGGCGGCGUGA